Messenger RNA from Rhodotorula toruloides NP11, 1590 nucleotides. RefSeq names its product serine-arginine protein 55, RNA binding protein. Gene Ontology annotation, cellular component: ribonucleoprotein complex; nucleus; cytoplasm. The transcript has 6 exons. The record is from RefSeq and is a predicted model, not a curated record. NCBI's taxonomy places the organism in Eukaryota, Fungi, Basidiomycota, Microbotryomycetes, Sporidiobolales, Sporidiobolaceae. The coding region runs from base 1 to 1590 and encodes 529 amino acids. Gene Ontology annotation, molecular function: mRNA binding.
AUGUCCGACCCUGCGACCGCCGAGGUUCCCCAGCCUUUCGCUUUCCCGUCCGCCUCCGACGAGGCGCCUGCAGCAGCUCAAGCACCUGCUCCUGCGCCCGAGGCUGCGCCCGCACCCGCGCCGGUUCCUGCGCCGCCUGCCGUCGUGGCCGCGUCGUCUUCCCAGGAGGGUCCUGCUCCCGAGCUCGGUGGUGGCUUGCCUCCCCAGGUUGCUGAGCACCUGCAGCAGCACGCGACGCCGCAGCCGCCGCAGCAGCCUCCUCAGCCGCAGCAGCAGCAGCACGUUCAGCAGGUUCAGGCUCCUCCGCCACCGCCUCAGAUCUUGCACACGCCGAACCCGGCCUACGACGUCGGCCCUCGCCACCCGAACGACGCUGCGCCUGGACGUGUGACAAAGGGAGGCAGUCUGCUCACCGGAGGCUACCUUGCUAACAAGAUCUACGUCGGCAACUUGCCCGAAAGUGCGACUCUUGCGGAUCUGGAGGAUUGCUUUGGCCAGAUCGGGGCUUGUACUUGCGUCAUCAAGCGCGGCUUUGGCUUUGUGGAAUAUGUCGACCCUGCUCAUGCUGCUGAGGCUGUCGCCAAGUACAAUGAGGGACACUUCCUUGGCUCGCAGAUCAAGGUUGAGUUGUCGCUAGCCCGUACGCCUCUGCCGAAGGACGAAGUCGCAAAGACUCGUGGCCCCGGCAGCGACAGGUCUUCUGACGGACGCAAGCCCAUGUACCAGAACGGCGGCGACAAGGGUCGCGGCAGGGGACGCAACGGCGGAGGAGACUACGGUCGCUACCCUGGUCCUCCUGGGCCUGGCUACGGACCCUACGGCCAGCGCUUCGACGAGCCGCAUCCUCCCUACGACCGCCCUGGCUACGGACCUCCUCCUCCUCGCGAGUUUGACCGCUACGGACCUCCGCCUCCUCGCGGUGACUUCCGCGGCCCUCCUCCGCCGGCAGGCUAUGGUCCUCCGAUGGACCGUCCGCCCUACGACCCGUAUUACGCCGGCGCGCCUCCUCCCGCGUACCCUCCUCCUGCGGGCGCUGUCCCAGGCUACCCUCCUCCGCCCGUCGCUGCUCCCUACGACCGUCCCGCCUACGCUCCUCCUCCUCCUGUCGCAGCUCCUGGCUCGCGUGACCCGUACGCCGACCGCUACCCCGGCGCUGCGGCUGCGAGGUCUCCUAUCGUCCCGCCGCCGGGCGCUCCCUACGGCGCGCCUCCGCCUCCUCUGGACCCGUACGGCCGACCACCGAUGGACGCUGGCGCUCCUCCUCCUUCGAGCGCUUACGACCCGCGAGACGAGCGCGGCGCUGGAGCUCGCUACCAGCCUUACCCGCCCAGGGGCGACCGCGAUGCCUACGGUGCCGGCGGCCGCUCUCCCGCUCGCGGUGGCAACCCGAUGGAACGCCGCCGCUCGCUCUCGCCUCGUCGCAACGGUGCUCCGCCUGACCCGUACGGACGCGACCCGUACGCCGCCGGUCCUCCUGGUGGCUACGCGCCGUACGACGCGCGCGCUCCGCCUCCGCCCGGCGGUGGCUACGGCGGCGCUCGCUCGCCGCCUCGGUACCCGCCUGUCGACGAGUAUGUCCCGAGGCGGUGA